Molecule: messenger RNA, 3510 nt
Organism: Aegilops tauschii subsp. strangulata
Lineage: Eukaryota; Viridiplantae; Streptophyta; Magnoliopsida; Poales; Poaceae
Source: RefSeq, a predicted model, not a curated record
AUGGCCAUCGAGUCCGCGGAGGUGUGCCUGGGCAAACCCCCUGCUUCAUCUCCUAUAGCAGACCUUGAUGUUGGCUUAGCUGAUGGGAGGGGUGUGGAGCUCUAUGGUCGCUUUUCGUCUCGUGCCAUGGCCAGUUCGUUGUCACUGCCUGCUCUGCCCAUUGCACAUGUUGCGUUCAUGGGAGAGGCCACUACCGUGGUCCUGGCUCCGCUGAUGCAGGCCAUGCCCAAGCUUUUGGGGAUGUGUGAGGAACCGAUUUUGCUAUUUGUUCGGUCCCUCACAUGUGGCUCCUACUCCAACUACCCCGGAGCUCAGGGCGUGGUCCUCCCUACUGAUGUCAUUGUGGCGCGCCUUGCUGUUGUAGUGCACCGGGUUUGUGGCCUCCGGUAUUCCUUUGCUGCAACCACUACCACCGCUACUAUCAAAGGCGUCGUCACUGUGAGGCUGGCGCUAGUGCACCUCUCACUCCUCAGGGAGAAGGUUACUGCUUCCGCUGUUGUGCCGUAUCUCGUUCAGACCCUCUUCGACAACCCGCGUGUGCCAGGUGAGCUUGUAUAUGGUGAUGUUGCGCAGGUCAAGCAUGGUUUCAAUACAAGUUGUGACCUGAGCGGACCUGGAGGGGAUGACUCAGGGAAGUUUUGCACGAUCCUAUCAUCGUCGACCGUUCAAACUGUUCUUUUUUUGGCUUUCUUGCAGGAGGAUGCCACUGCGUUAGAUUUUGUCCUUACUCUUAUCUCAAUAUGGAAAUUGAAGAAAAGAAUAGAGAAGGUAGAAAGCACCGUCAGUGACGUGAUCAAGUCAGCGCCCUUGGAUGUAGCAACCAAGAUUUCACUGGAAGGUAUUGCCAACAAGGACAGGAGCAGCAUUAGAGCAGCUAGCAAGAGGAUGGUAUUUGGUCGAGAGGGGUUCCGUGAUGAGAUCAUGGCAAAGCUUUGCAAGCCACCAUCCUGCUCAGAUAAAUGUUACUCAGCGAUUGGCAUAUAUGGUGUUUCAGGUUCUGGGAAAACUAUCUUUGCCCGAUAUAUUCGAGAUUACACAGAGGAGAAAUGCAAGGAGGACAAACUUUUUGACAUCAUCAUGUGCAUCCAUGUAUCGAGGACAUUCAAUGUGGAUAAUAUAUUUCAUGAAAUGCUGAAGGAUAUUACUGGAAAUCGGCACUCCGAUAUUUCAGACCGUGAGGACCUCAAAGACAAGUUGCAGAAAGAACUGUGUGACAAAUGUUUCUUCUUGAUAUUGGAUGACUUCUGGGUAGAGGACAGGGCCAACAAACAGCUUACGGAGCUACUUUCUUCACUCAGUGUUGGGAAGAAAGGAAGCAAAAUCCUGGUGACGGCUCAAGAAGAAAUGACAGCUAGAGUACUGUGUGCAGGUAAAAUUACUAAGAUGCCUGAAUUGGAUAAGGAGUCGUUCUACAAGAUGUUUAUGCAUUAUGCACUAGAUCCUGAUGGAGAAUAUGAACAAGAUGGAAAACGUGAACGUGAACGACUUGGGUGGUUCAUUGCAGAAAAGCUACUCAAAUCCCCUAUUGUAGCAGUAAUAGUGGCGGGGCAGCUUUGGAUGAACGGUGAUGAUAUUGAAUUUUGGAAAAACACUGCAGAUCACGUCAAGUUUGUUGACACUACUUGGGAUAUACUUUGGUGGAGCUAUCAGGAGCUUCCUCUGGACAUCAGGCGUUGCCUAGAAUACUGCAAUAUUUUCCCUCGAGGAAUCAGCUUGACAAAAAACCAGUUAGUUCGCCUGUGGAUGGCGCAAGGAUUUGUAAAGCCCAGUGCAACAGAGGACAUGGAAGAAAAAGCUGAGGGCUAUGUUAAAAAGUUAAUUUCAUGUUUGUUUCUGGAACCAACUAGGAUGCAUGAUUAUUCCUUUACAAUUCAUGAUCAGCUGCAUGAUUUGUUGGACAAGGUCGUCGGAAGUGAUUGCUUCCGAAUCGAUAAUGAAAGGAUCGAGAAAGAAGAAGGUCCUUCGAGAAUCGAGAAAGAAGAAGUCUGGCAAGGAUAUGUCCCUCGAGAGGUCCGCCAUCUUUUUGUUCAGAAUUAUGAUGCAGAAUUGAUUACUAAGAUGGUUCUUGGGUUGAAAAACCUACGCACUCUCAUCAUUUACAUCGUUAGAAGUGAUACACCAGUUGAGGAAAUGGUAAUUGAGAGUAUAUGCAAGAGACUGCUGAAAUUGCGGGUACUGAUCAUUCAUUUCUCUAAUACAAUCUAUGAGGACCACGACAAAAUUUUCAGAUUCCCAAAAUCUGUUGGUCAGUUAAAGCACCUACGCUAUCUUGGUUUCAGGUCUUCCGCAUGGGCAGUAUUUUUACCAAGCACCCUAAAUAAACUUCACCAUAUCCAGCAGUUAGAUUUUGGCUGCAUGUCGAUUGUGAAUCCUAAGUUUACUGGCUGCCUUAUCAACUUGCUGCAAAUAAUCUGCCAAUUCUGUGAUUUCGCUAACAUAGGGAGGAUGAUAUCACUCAAAACGUUACCACACUUCAGAGUAAGGGAUGAAGAAGGGUAUGAGGUAGAGCAGCUGAGGUACCUAAACAAGCUUCGCGGCACACUGAUGAUUGAUGGGCUUCAAAAUGUAAAAAGCAAGGAACAAGCAGAUCAAGCCAAUCUAGCUGUCAAGGAACAACUCACUGAACUGUAUUUGGUAUGGGCUCAUGGUGAUGGCACAAGGUGCAGUCCAAAAGAUGAAGCAGAGGUGCUUGAGGGUUUAUGCCCGCCUGUAGGGCUUCAAUCACUGACCAUCUGUUGCUACGAUGGUUCGAGAUACCCAGAUUGGAUGGUGGGUCUGCAGAACUGUGGCCCAAAGGACCUGCAGCAACUUCACUUCUGGAGAUGUAACCAAAAGGCACCUUGUCUUGAACUUGAGACUUUCCGCCAUCUUCGUGAGCUCUGGCUUAUAUACUGCAGUUGGGAUACCUUACCAGACAAUAUGGAGAACCUAACAUCGCUCAAGUUGCUAAGGAUUUUCAAAUGCCUGAAUAUCCGAUCCCUUCCAACACUGCCCCAGUCUCUUGAGGUGUUUGAACUUGAUGGCUGCAAUGAGGAGUUAACAGCCGAACAUGCAAACUGGCAAAAGAAUAAGGACAUGUCCAGAAACUCAAUUCAUAAAACCAAUGACUGGGACUCAGCUCCGUUUAAUUGUUCAUAUGUGAGAUUUAUGAUGACCAGGCUCUUUCUACCUUGAUGUUUGUUUGUGCAGUUUGAUUUUCAGACAUUUAUGGCCAUUCUGCUGUUUAAUUUGAUUAUUAGCAGUUGUGAGGGAAUUCAGAAAAAUUACUCCAUACUAUUUCUUGUCUGUAAUAAUGCUGGUAGCGCCGUUGCUAUUUAGACAGUAAUUUAUGUCAAGGAACUGGAAGGAAAGAAGGCUUUUCAGAUGACAAUAGUGUGCCUCUAACCUGCAGUUAGACCAUUAUUCCGGUGUUGUGUUUCUAGAUCUAUUGCAACAUCUGUUUCCCCUUAUCAUCAAGGCUCCGCAAUGAGACUCCUCCCUAUACUCUCUCUUCUUUUUGCCCACCCUAAA